UUUUUUUAAUUUCCUAAUAUGUUCUUUGCUUUAUUAGUUUUAUUUACAACCAGCUCCCCAUUAACACCUCACCUGAUUACUGAGGAGCUGAGACAACUAAUCAAGAAAAUCCAGCAAACCAGCCAAAAUUGAGAGGGAUCCUCUGCUAGAAACAAGGAACAACCUCCAUCUACUGGCUAGAUCAUUGCGUUUCUUCUCCAUCCAAAACCCAUCCCUCAUCACUCAUUAAGGACGGUACAAUUUUGGAAGAAUCUUCUAAGCUCUCAAGGAAGCCCUCGGUGCUUGGCAAAGAGACGCUUCUAUUGCAACCUCCCUCCCUGCGCUGUGCGCCUCGCUGUAAACAUUUUGGAUGAUCUAAAGACUCUGGGGUCUGUAUAUGGAAAUAGUGGGGUGCAGAGCAGAAGAAAAUACUUGUCCUUUCCGUCCCCCAGCCAUGCUUUUCCACGGGAUCUCUGGAGGCCAUAUCCAAGGAAUCAUGGAGGAGAUGGAGAGGCGAUCCAAGACCGAGUCCCGCCUGGCCAAAGGGGGACAGAUGAACGGCCGAGAAACGAACAUGCCCCCCAUGAGCCCCGAGAAGCCUGCUUUGUGUGCUGGUUGUGGAGGGAAGAUCUCAGACAGAUAUUACCUGCUGGCUGUUGACAAACAAUGGCACCUCAGGUGUCUUAAGUGCUGUGAAUGUAAACUGGCUUUGGAGUCAGAACUCACCUGCUUUGCCAAGGACGGCAGUAUUUACUGCAAGGAGGAUUACUACAGAAGGUUCUCCGUGCAGAGAUGUGCCCGCUGCCACCUUGGGAUCUCAGCCUCUGAAAUGGUCAUGAGAGCCAGGGAGUCGGUUUAUCACCUGAGCUGCUUCACCUGCACCACCUGCAACAAGACUCUGACCACAGGCGAUCACUUCGGCAUGAAGGACAACCUGGUUUACUGCAGGGCCCACUUCGAGUCCCUUUUGCAAGGAGAAUAUCCCCCUCAGCUGAGCUACACCGAGCUGGCUGCCAAGAGCGGAGGGCUGGCCCUGCCUUACUUCAACGGCACCGGCACGGUCCAGAAGGGGAGGCCCAGGAAAAGAAAGAGCCCUGCCUUGGGAGUGGACAUCGUCAGCUACAACUCAGGUUGUAACGAGAAUGAGGCAGAUCAUCUGGACAGAGACCAGCAGCCUUAUCCCCCAUCCCAGAAAACAAAACGCAUGCGCACCUCCUUCAAACACCACCAGCUUCGUACCAUGAAGUCCUACUUUGCUAUCAACCACAACCCAGAUGCCAAGGACCUCAAGCAGCUUGCCCAGAAAACGGGCCUGACCAAGAGAGUUCUGCAGGUUUGGUUUCAAAACGCAAGAGCCAAAUUCAGAAGGAACCUUUUGCGGCAGGAGAAUGGGGGUGUCGAUAAAGCUGAUGGCACCUCACUACCGGCACCGCCCUCAGCAGACAGCGGCGCACUCACUCCACCCGGCACUGCGACCACUUUAACAGACCUGACCAAUCCCACUAUCACUGUAGUGACAUCAGUGACCUCUAACUUGGACAGCCACGAAUCCGGGAGCCCCUCACAAACUACCUUAACGAACCUUUUCUAACAUUUCAAUUUUGUGUUUGCUUUUUUUUUUUUAAUUCCUACUCUUCUUCUUUAUUAUUAUUAUAAUAAUUAUUAUUUUUAUUAUUUUCAAGCCUUUUUUAAAAAAAUAACAAACCCACAAAAUAUUUGGGAAAAUAAACAGUUUGAUGUGUAGCAUCUGCAGCCACUUGGCAAAUGAGUUUGAAGUAAUAUGUUGCUAUAAUAAAUGAACAUUUAUUGUUGAUAAAUUGUGCACAAAUUUUUAAAAGUAAUCAUUCAGUUUUCAAAUAACUGAAGAGAAGGUUAUAAAUCAUUCUAAUAAGUGCCUCUUAAAAUUGUAUGUUACUUAUUUCCAGAACCUUGAAAAAAAUGAUUACCACCAUAAAAGAAAAAUAAAAGGUUCUUUUCCCUCUUUGAUAACUAGAAAAAAUCAGCUUAAUUAUAGCCAAAAAAUGUUUCAGAACUGUAUAUUUAUUUACAGCAUUUAAGAACCCCAAAUUUAAUUUUAUUUUUAUAAUGCAUCUAAAAGAUUUGUAUGAUUUUUUUUUUUUAAUGUUGAAAAAUAAAUACAAAAUGAAUCAAACUGAUCACUGAAAUAGUCAGACUGGAAGUGCCAGUGCUUUUUUCUAAUGCAUUAGUCACAAACCUGAUCCAUCCUCCCUAAGCACUGGGGAUUCUCACUGGGAUAGCUAAACACUCCUCUGUCCUCUGCUGGGACAUCCUUGGCCACCACUGAAAGCUGUGCUUGGAUGGAGGGCUUGGAGAGAGAGAGACCCAGUGAUGAGAGUGCGAAUGGGUGAGGAUGGCAGGAUCAAGUUGUUGGUCUCCAAAUUUGUGUCCUGCACUUUCAGGAGGCAACAUCCGGAAAGCACUCUCCAGAAUGAGCUCACUCCUAUAAGGAUAUUAUCAAAGUUAUAGCAGCAGAAUAACAACUCAAGUGAGGAGUCCUGUUGAUCUGAAGUAUCACAUAAGGAGGGUUUUUCAUUUUUGUCUGUCAAGCAGCUUGGAUUUGGAAUAAAAAAAAAUAAAUGCAGUUUGCUACGUGGCCUUGUUGCCGUACCACUAAAUCUGUCCAGCUACUUCUAGUAAGCACAAAAGUAAUUUCCAGGAAGACGUAUGAGUACUGCUAAAACGAGUCUUUGAGAAAUCAUACUUUUCUUUCAGGGAAAAUGGAAAUAAGUGAAAUAUAAUUUGUUAAGAUGUUUAAGGAAAAUUAUUUCAGUACAAUUUAUUCAUUACUAUUUUGAAUUUAUUUUAGAUGUUUCCGGAGAUUGUAUCAGACACUUUGUUUAACACAUGAAAUCAAAAUCUUUAUUUCAUUAAUAUCUCUAACAUAUACUUUAACUUUUUAAACUUUGUAUAAAGGAAAAAUUGUUAGCAAAAAUUCUUAAAAAAACAGGAAUUGGCAGUGAAUAAUUUUAAAGCAGAUAAACUCAGAAGCCUUGUGGAUGCUGAUCUGAAUACAUUCUUAGUUUACAAUAGUGAUCUUUCUUUUUUUAAUUUUAUUUAAGCUAAAAGUCUGAAUGGUCUGGGCAGUGGUGAAUGUUCAUUUGUAUCCUUUUAUUGUAGUUGAACACCAAUUAGAUUGUGGAGAGUCUCAGAAACAAAACUGAACAAAAACCAGUCAAGAUCUAUGUCUUGCUUUUAGUGGAUUGUUAAGAAUAACUUUGCACAUAUACCCCACUUUUUAGACACCAUCAAAUCUCUUUUUUGGUGGUCAAAGUGGCUAUUUAAUAUAUUUUAAAGGUGUCCUUUUUGGCUGUAUAAAUGUGUGGUUACAUAUUGACAGUUCACUGCCCACAUUAAAGUGCAUUAUUGUAAUUUUUGCUCAGGGUUUUUAGAAAAUUAGCACAGAAAAGUAGCUUAUUUUUAAAAAAAGAUGAUGGAAGAGAUGUUAACACUGUAAUAGAAGAAAGGUGUGUUUGCCAUUAUAUAUUUAGCAAGUAUGGUUAUCAUCUUCUAUGGAUAUUAAAUCUUGACUUUUCCUAUUUCUAUUACCUUAUGGGCAUUUACCACUAACCAGACCAAACGACCUUGGUAAGGCUGAGAUCUUUAUUAAUACACUUUUACAGGUAAAAAUAUUGAUACUUAUAAAAUUUGUUCUUUGACAGAACAAUAUAUGGUACUAGAGAUCUACUUUAUUAAGUAGACUAAUUAAAACUCAGUUCUACUAUGUGCCUUAUGAUAUACCUUGGGAGUAAGUUUGUGGAAAAUCAGGAUAUAUGUGUUGUUUGUUAAAUUAACUGUUUUAAGCCCUUUUGACACCUCACUAGUUUUGUACUGUUUUACCUCUUAUUUCUGAAACUCUUUUUAUGGUGUAUCCUGUUAGAGGGGACAAACAUGUCAUAGAAAGCAGUUGUGCACUCUUUCAGAUAUAGUUGAUAAAUCCAAUAAUCUUAUAUAUUGAGCUUCGUGUUUAUAGUACAGUAAGUGGUCUAGCAAAAUUGUCCAUGUUUCUUUGUUUAUUGAAAAAUGCAUUGUAUAGAAACUAUUUCCCCUAAAUAUUUAUGGACCAAACAAUUGUGAUAUAUCCUAUUAAAUUUGUGUGAAUAAACCAUUUUGAAUCUAAAGAGUUUUAUUUCCCAUCAGUUUCUUUUUUUUUUUUUCCUAAUUUAAAGUCUACAUGUACCAGUGCGUCUGUCUGCUUUUACAGUACCUGUGAACAAUUGAUACUAAACACGGAAACACGACCUUUUAAAUAUUUUCAAAUACAGUUCCUUCUUAGGUUUUCAGUUUCUUCAUAUUCAGUGUAUAUGCUACUGCUGGUGCAAUUUAGAUUUUAGUGUUUUAACCCCCUUUUUUGAACAUGCAAAGUAAUGCCCCACUGAUUUGAUAUCGAAACCCUGCCUUAGACUUCUGAAAAAGCCUGAAAACUAGCAGCUCAAGUAAUUGCAUGACAAAUAUAACCUAAAUAAUAUGAUGAAAUGAAUCAAGAUUUAAUGCUAGGUAUAUUAAACACGAAAUAGAAUUGCAGACCCCGAAAAGCCAGGUUGCUCUGUAGUUUAAUAAAUUGUCACUAU
Messenger RNA from Cuculus canorus (common cuckoo), 4568 nucleotides. It is a transcript of the gene LHX9, whose product is annotated as LIM homeobox 9. The coding region runs from base 377 to 1570 and encodes 397 amino acids. Lineage: Eukaryota; Metazoa; Chordata; Aves; Cuculiformes; Cuculidae. Gene Ontology annotation, biological process: regulation of transcription by RNA polymerase II; neuron differentiation. The record is from RefSeq and is a predicted model, not a curated record. Gene Ontology annotation, cellular component: nucleus. Gene Ontology annotation, molecular function: DNA-binding transcription factor activity, RNA polymerase II-specific; RNA polymerase II transcription regulatory region sequence-specific DNA binding. The transcript has 7 exons.